This is a messenger RNA of Lodderomyces jiufengensis, 3633 nucleotides long. It is a transcript of the gene TIP120, whose product is annotated as Tip120p. The transcript has a single exon. The coding region runs from base 1 to 3633 and encodes 1210 amino acids. NCBI's taxonomy places the organism in Eukaryota, Fungi, Ascomycota, Pichiomycetes, Serinales, Debaryomycetaceae. Gene Ontology annotation, cellular component: nucleus. Gene Ontology annotation, biological process: protein ubiquitination; SCF complex assembly. The record is from RefSeq and is a predicted model, not a curated record.
AUGCCAGAUGUGAAUUUUAAUUUAUUACAUGAUCAAGUUCUAGAUGUUGAUCCAGAUAUUAGAUUUAUGGCGUUAGAAGAUUUACGUAAAUCUUUAACUGAUGAAUCCAUAACUAUUAAUAAAAUGUCAAUGAAUAAUCAAUUAGAUAAAUUGAUACCAAAGAUAUUAAACAUGUUAAAUGAUGCCAAUCCAGAUGUACAAAAUCAAGCUAUAAAAUCAUUUGAACCAAUGAUAAAGUACUUAAAUAAUGAAUCAAUUUUCAAAUUAGUAAAGAAAUUGUUUCAAUUAGUUCAAUCAAACAAAAAUACGAGUAAUGAUUCAUCAAACCGAUCAAAUUUAAAAAGCUUUACGGUAUCAGUACCAAACAUGGCAUUAAGAUCAUUAUUUGCACAGUCUAACUCACGAGAUAAAUCUGAUUUUAUGUUGGAUAAACUAUCAUCUUCAAACUUUAAGUUUGAUAGACAGUUAUCAAAAUCUUUAAUGGAUUACUUGACUCCUCAAAUAUUGGAUGGUGAAACGACAAUUGAUAAUAUCGAAUUACUCAUUGAUCUAGUUAAUGAGUUGGGACACAUAUUAAAUCAAAAUGAACUAUUAAAAUUGGGGUCAUAUUUCAUUAAUGUAAGUUUUGCAGAACAGGGAAUUAUUGGUAAGAAGGCAAUUGUUGGAGUAGAAAGAGUAAUAGUGUUGAUUAAAACGACUGAAGCAAUUGAUCAAUUAUUGGAGUUAGUUUCAUCAAAAUUAUCCACUUCAAAUUCUAAAAACAAAGUGUAUGUAUUACUCCAAUUAUUUUCCGUGAUAUUACAAAGGAAUAUACGUCCAUCAAAUAUAGAUCUAAUUUACAAUAUCAUCAUUGAUAUAAUCGAAGCACCAACUAGUCAUGAAGUAGAUGAAGAUCUUGAUUAUGAUUUAUUGGAACAGCAAAAUGCAUUAAAAGAUGAAGCUUUCACAACACUUUUAGAUCUUAUCCAACAAAAUUUUCUACCUGCAGAACACAAAAACCAAAUAAUUUUAAUAAUAAAGAAAUACUUGAAAUAUGAUCCACUAAAUUCAGAGGAUGAUGAUUUUGAUAUUGAUGAAGAUGAUAUUGAAUUUAGUGAUGAUGAAAUUGAAGCAGUAGACGAAGAAGACUAUGAUGGUUCAUGGAAAGUAAGAGCUAAAGCUGCAAUUUUGAUAAGAGCUAUAUUGAAAAGUUUUCCUGAUACUUUAGAUGUCUUAUCAACUGAAAUAUUACCAUUAUUAAAUUUUCAAAAUUCAGACGAUCAAGUUACUUUGGAAAGUAUAAAAUCUUGCAUCUCCAUCAUUCAAGCCACUUCACCAAGAGAUGCACAAAAUUUACAAUCAUUAUCACCAAUAAUACGCAAUAGAUUGGCCGAUGUUAAAGAAGAUCAAUUACCAAUAUUUUUGAACCUUGUUGAAAGCCUAAACAGAUUCAAUAAUCAAUCAUUAGUUGAUACUACAUUUAACAUUUUGAACACCAGAGAUAUCGAUUCAUCAAGUUCAACAGAUUACUUACAGUUCUAUUCAAGUGUUUUGAAAUUUCAUGAUAAUUUGAAUGAUGAAACUAUUACUAGAAUUGCGAAAGAUCUUGCCACAAAUCUUAAUGAUAAAUCCUUCAAUAUGAUACAAGAAUCAUUAAAAUGUCUUAAAAUAUUAUUUUCACAUACAAAUCAAGUUCAAAAGAUUUCAAAUUUGGAUGAGAUCAUAGAUCUUUUGGUUGACAAAGUUAAAAAUAGUAAAAAUUAUUCAAGUGAUUUGGUUAGACUUUCAAUUUUAUGUCUUGGGGAAGCAUUAUCAAAUAACUUACAAAAUGAACAAGAAAUACUUGAAAUAUUAAAAUUAUCAUUAGUAUAUGAUGGAACAAGUAAAGUCACAAUCGAUGUUUUAAAUAAUUUAUAUUCUAUAAAACAAUUACCAUCUGAUUAUUCUUUAUUUAUCAUUGACAAAUUGGCCGAAAGUUAUAUACUAUCAAGCAACGAAGCAACUUCAUUAUCUGCUUUGGUUUUAUUAGACAAAGUGGUGAAACAAACUCAGCCUCAAAACGAUGAAUUGAUUAUUAAAAAUUUGAUUCAAUUGUUGCCUGUUACAAGUCCCUUGAAUUAUCAAUAUGUAUUUGAAAUUUUGAACAACUUAUCAUCAUCUUCCCAAAACGAAGCUGGAGCUCAUUUACUAGAGAUAAUUAUUAAACUAGUCAAUGAAAACAAAGUUGAAAUUAAUGAUCAAGCUUUUUUCAAUUUUAUCUAUAAAAUAUGUCAAUCAGAUUCAUCUAUUUAUCAACAAUUAGAAGCUUCAUUAAACAAAUCUUUAGAAAUUACACCAAAAAUACUAGCAUUAUGUGCUAAUGAUAGUGAUAAACAAACCUUAACAGCACAAAGAUUUGAUGAAUUAAAAACUUUCAAAAAUUAUAACGAUUCUCAUUUUGCAUUUAUUAUUCUAUUUUUGGGCUAUUCCCAACUUCAAAUCAAUGACUUAAGUGUUACCUCAAUUAUUGAAUUAUUACAAAAACCAGAUUUUACAAAUGAAAUCAAUAUACAAGCUGCAUCAACUGCUUUAGGUUUAAUCGCCAAAAGAGACAUCAAAUCAACUGUUCCAACAAUUUUGGAUGCCUACACUAAAGAAGAUAAUACUAUUGUACGUGGAUCAUUAGUCAAAUCAUUAAAACAAUUAAUCUCAUCCUGCACCCCACAACAAAGCUUACAGAUAUGGCAAACAAUUUUCAAUCUACCUACUAAAUUUGAUCAUUCAUCAAUUCCAGAGUUAAGAUCAUCUGGUGAGCUUUUAGGAACUAUUGCUUUUUCAAUUGGUGAAGAAACAAUCAAAAAAGUUGUUGAAAAUCAAACAGAUGAAAGAAGAAUUUAUUUAAUUUUAGUCAUAUCCAAAUCUUUAAUAAGCAAUUUAGAAAUUUCAAAUCAAAAUGAUAAAUUAUUGACAUAUUUGGUAAAAUCAUCAAUACCAUGGAUGGACAUAGUCGAUGUUGAUAUAAGACAAAUUGUUGUUGGAAAUUUAUUAACCGGUAUUCAUAGUAAACCUUCAAUAAUUGUACCAAUUUUAAAUCAAUUAGUUUUACCAAGUUUAUUUAAACAAUUAAAAUCAGAAGAUAAGUUCAAAAAGAUUAUUACAAUGGGCCCUUACAAGUAUGUUUUAGAUCAAGGUUUAGAAAUAAGAAAACUUUGCUAUGAAUUCAUAUACUCGGUAAUGGCUACAGAUCAAAAUUCAUUAGAUAAAUUUGAUAUCGAUUUACAAUUAAUAGCACAAAAGAUUGUUGAACGAGGAUUGUUGGAUGAACAAUCAGAUAUAAUAGUAUUAGCAUGUAUUAACUUGAUAAAUUUCUUUGACUUACAUGAACCAGAAGCAAGAGAGCUAAUUAAAAAUGACAAUGACACAGUAACAAAGUUAAUAUCAGGUUUAAAUACUCAACUAGCUAAAAAGCUAUCAGCGAAAGCAUCAUCACAAGAUACCGAAAAUCAUCAAGAAAGAAUAAAAUCAAUAAUAAAAUUAACCAAAAAAGUUAAUUUAGUAUUUGAAAAUAUGUCAAAUGAUUAUAAUGAACAUCAAUUGAAAUUUGAUUCUUGGAAUAAAUAUAAUUCCGAUGUUAAAGAAAAUUUCAACGUGUUUUAUAGUACAACUAAUGUUUAA